Molecule: messenger RNA, 3904 nt
Organism: Nylanderia fulva
Lineage: Eukaryota; Metazoa; Arthropoda; Insecta; Hymenoptera; Formicidae
Product: pyridoxal-dependent decarboxylase domain-containing protein 1
Biological process (GO): carboxylic acid metabolic process
Cellular component (GO): intracellular membrane-bounded organelle
Molecular function (GO): carbon-carbon lyase activity; pyridoxal phosphate binding
Source: RefSeq, a predicted model, not a curated record
UACUGGCAGCCACGACUACUGCCACGAUGGCCGAGGAGGCUGACACAAACGAUAACGCGGCGAUGGAAAGUAUAGCGCAAAACAUCCUCGAGGUCAGUGCCGGAGGUGACGGGCCGCCGUCCGCGGCCACCGAGCUGGGCGCGUUGCACUUCCAGGCGUCCCAGGUGAUCGCGCGGCUCGAGCAAGCGGUGGAGCGUGAGGCCGAGGGAAACCUCCACGGCGGCACCACGUGGAACAACCCCUCAGGAUUCCUGUCGCAGCCCAAGAAACCGGACGAGAUAUUGGCGUUGAUACAGGACUUGGUAGUUCACGAGGACGCGCCGCAAUCGGUCGAAGGUUCCACGGACGUCCCAAUCAGUCAAAUCACAGCUCUGCCAACUCUAACCGAUGCUGCAAAAUUGGCCUUAGUCACGCACACCGUUUCAGCUUAUGCGAUAGCUCUACCAAAGUCACACGCACAAAAGCUCGCCGGACGUCUCGCGGCCGACACUACGAGAUGGCUCAGUCACAUCUUUCGUUUCGUCGAUUGCGCAUCCUCCUUCCACGAGGAUCACCUGGAGGGGCUGGUCAGGGUGACGCGGCUCGCCCUACACCGAAAAUAUCCUCGAUACAUGGAGGAGGGCUUCACCGCGUUCGUGUCACAGACUCCCUUAAUUUACAGCUCGGUCGCGGCGCCCAUAGGCGUCGUUCAACACUUGUGCAGACAGCUCUCUUUGCCGCUUCAAUGCAUAAGACCAAUCCCACAUAACACCAUGUUUGGCUCGAGGCAUACCAUGGACGUCUCGGCAUUGGAGCGACGCUUAGCAGAGGACACUCAAUCAAACAAUGUAACACCAUUGUUGGUAUUGGCCGAAGCCGGUUCUGUGUUGACGGGUCAUUGCGACAAUAUUACGCGAUUACGAGCGAUAUGCGACAAGUACAACGUCUGGUUACAUCUCAGAGGACAUUCGCUGGCUGCGCUCGCGUUGAACAACUCUGCGAAAGAUUUGCCGUCGAAAAUAGCGGACAGCAUUACGUUACCACUCGGCACAUGGUUAGGUAUACCUUCGCUACCAGUAGUCACAUUGUAUAGAUUAGCAGAUAUUAAAGGAGGAAGGCCUACACCGAGAGACACUACCUUGUCACUAGUCUCAGGACUGAUGGCAGAUUCACUGUCGAGAAGAUUGCCAACUUUACCCUUGUGGACCGUUUUACAAGCUCUCGGUCGAGAUGGAAUAUACAACAGAUUUAAAAGAUGUUUCUUGGCUGUGGAAGAGUUGUACAAUAAAAUUAAAGAGUUCUCUUGCAUUAGAAUAUUGAGUCAAUCGCCAGGCGGUGAGACGGAGUCUUACACUUUAAGCGAAUAUCUCGCAAACAAUCCUAUAAACAAUUCACAGUUAUUCGAAGUUGUAGCGAGCGCGUUAGUUUUUCAAUUCGUACCUGCGCAUAAGGAUCUUCAAGCCUUGGAGCGCGUACUACCCUAUUACGACAAAUUAAACUCCUGGUUGGGGCAGAUUCUUCAGAGGGACAUUGAUAAUGUACAAAUAGAACUUUGUGAUAUAGAACAGUGCGGUGUCGCGAUUCGUAUCUGUCCGUUGGAGAAUCCCGAUCAGCCGCCUACGACCGAAGAUAUAAAUAAUUUAGUGACCUGUCUUGAACAACAAAUAGAAAUAUUACUAGCGACAGUGGAACACAAAGACACCUUCGUACGCUUAGUCUCAGAGAAUGAUUCUUUACAUUUAGUGGAAAUGCCGGGUUGGGCGGGUUUAGGAGGUGUGCGUUACGCACCGCCUACUUGGAUUCACGUUAUGACCGAUCAGGCGAAGGACGAAUUGAACAAAUUAAAUAUGCAGUUAGUCGAAACGCUACGUAGCACGGACGCCGCGUUUUCUCUAGGAGAAGGCGCGGACGGCUUGGCUUGCGUACGAUUUGGCAUGGUGACGCAAGACACAGACGUCGCCGAACUGUUAUCCUUAGUCUUACAAGUUGGCCAGGAGGUGGAAGCCAGUUCUAAAAUGAUGGAUACCAUUUCUGAAGUAGUUAAAAGAGGUAUUGAGACGGCGCAAACCGAUCUCGAGAGGGAAAACGCAGAAAAAUUAUGGCAGGAGGGUAUCCUUAGGCACGUCCCCGUAGUAGGAACUUUUGUCAAUUGGUGGAGUCCCAUUUCGAAAGAAACUGGCGUUCGCGGUCGUAGUUUAAAUUUGCAAGCUGGUAUUGUGGAGAGUACGGAAAAUAUCUACAAGUACCACAUGCAACUGCAACCUAAUUUCGCGAACAGCAACGGUUCCGGUGCCAGAACUCCGCCUCAACCUCUGGUGCAAACGCCAGUCGGUGCUAGUAGUCAGAGUCACAGUCGAUCGUCCAGUCAUUCUAGCCUACAGAGCGGCAAGAGCAUGCCUCUGAUAAACAGUGCCAGUCUUCAGCCCCAAGUCAAGGAAGAGUCGGGGCAAACAUUGAAGUCGUAGUAAACAGUUUUUACUGUUAUGGUACAUCGAGAGCACACAUUGUUUCCAAGUCGUCGUUAAUCUUGACAAAGGAGCGACGCUAUACUUUGAACAUGAAACACUUAAGAUGUUUCUCACCGUCAGGUACUCUUUAUAUCUGCGAAGUAUUAGACCGUAAAAUAUCUGUACAACUUAUUUUGCUGGAUAAAAUGAAACGCGCGCGACAGUUUUAAUUUUUUUCCCUACCGCUGAUACUUUCAACCAAAACUCUUUCUCACCUUCUCACGUAAUGUCUCUUUUCACAAACUUCACUGCUUAUUUUCGCUAUUAAACGAUCGCGACUUAAUCAUGGAGUGGUCCAUGUACUUACUAGACUGAUACACGUAGCGCGAUGUUACUUUUAUGAUAAGUUCACGCGUAACAAUUUUACACUGAAAAAUGUCUGUUAAUUCUAGAAAUUUAUAUUCGCGAGUUUUUUACGAUGCUUCGGUAAUCGAUGUCGCGUUUAUUUUCCUUGAAGCAUGUCUUUUUAUUUCGGUUACCAGCGGUCCACUCACAAAGAUGCAGAAACAAACAUGAAUCUUGAUACACUGUAAAAUAUUAUGAACAGAUUCGUGACGAUUCCAUGAAGAAUAUGAAUAAAUGCGAAUUUUCUCUUAACGCGAAUUGCUAAUAAGUGCAUAGCUUGGUAGUAGCUUCUGAAACAAUAAGAAUUAGAACAAAAUCAUUUUCUCUUCUAAUCAGUUGUCUCCUGCUUCUCCUUCUCAUAUCUUAUUGAUAUUAAUUUGCACUUGACGAAAUAUAUUUUGACAGAUAUAUUUUUUUUAUUAUGUUACAGUAAAAUUAUUUAUUGUUGAAUAUAGUAAAGUUUUAUAUAUAAAAUAUACUAGAUACUGUUUAAUCCUCUUAUGCUAUCUCAAAAAUGCUUAUGGUCAACUUUUUUUUUUAUCAAAGUUAUUUAAAAAUUUUUCCUUUUACUCUCUAACUCUAUUUUAUUCUCUUUAAAUUACUAAUCUUUAAAUUUAUUAUUCGCACUGGUUAAGUUUAAAAUUUCCAUAAGCACAAUAUUGUAAUUAAAAUGUAAUUAAAAAACUUUCUUUCUCUCCUCUCUAUGUAUAUUUGUAUCUUUUACGAAAGAUUAUGGAGUAUAGAUAUUUGUAUGAAAAUAUUAUGAGAAAAGUGUUCUGAAGGUAUUCGAAAACUGUAAGCAAUGAUUCCAAAGAAAAAAACUUAUAUUCCCAUCUACAUAAAAUAGAAAAAAUGAUCUGUAUUAUUGCUCUUGUAUUAUGUAAUCGAUGAUGAAAUCAAGAUAAAAUAUUGCAAUGAUUAAGAUCAACAAUUAUAUACCGCGCAAUUAGGAGAUAUUCGUAAAUUGUUGAAAAAUGUCGAAGAUGAAAAGAAAUCAAGCAGUAUGUAUAUUUAUGUACCAAACUUGUUGUAAUAAAGUAUUGCUAAUGACUAUGAAAUAUUGUAAUAUAGAA